UUAUUAUAUUUUCUUAUUAACUUCUUUAGGAUGUUGAAAGUAGUUGUAACAUGAAAGACGUCUUUAAACAAUUACAAAAUUGAUUGUUUUGAUAUGUUGUUGAACUAUUAAUCUACUACUAAUAUAUAAUUAUUUAAUAUUUUAUUAUUAUAUUCUUUUUUAUUUUGAAUUCUUAUAAAUAUUUUUGUUGGAUUAUGGUGUAAUUAUUUAUUUUUGUAUGAUUGUUGAAACUCUAGACAGUAAUUAUGAUUUUAUUCUAAUUUUAAUUAAUUUAAAAUUUAUUUUAUUUUAAAAGUGAAAAAAGUGUGAAUGCAAGUCUGGACCCAAGACCCUGUAUGAAUUUGCGCAUGAAUCUCAUUUUUUCAAAUCCAAUAAAUCUAGACCAGAUCCUACCUAAGUAAGACAUCCAAAUUUGGGUUUGAACCCUGUAAAGUUCGAUCCAAAUCUGGCCCAUUACGAUCUAUACAUGUGAGUUCUAUGUAAUUUUAAGGAUAAAUCUAUUCCAAAUUUCCAUAAUUAGUACGGACUACAAUAAUCUAUUCCCCUUUAUAAAAAAAAAAAAAAAUCUAUUCCCCCAAAACGGAAUUGUGUUGAGUCAACCUUUGAAAAUCAAGAAAGGAAAUUACACCAUUCAUAAAAUCUAUUCGACCAUCGCUGCCGUUUCAUUCUUCACGAGCAAUCCAACAAUGGAAAACAAUAAACCCUAUACCUUUUUUCCAAAACAUAAAAAAGAAAAAGAUAAAAGCCAUACUCAUAUGGUAAUUAAGAGAAAUUAAUUCCCAUUUCCCCUAUUUAAACCUCACUCCAUCAUAAUCCACCACCAAAAUAUCCAAAAAAAAAAAAAAACCCAUAGAAAAAAAAAUGGCAAACUUAGCUAUUGCUACACUACUUGUGCUGCUAUGCUUCAUCCUCAACGGCCGCAGCGUAUCGCCUUCAUCUCUACCACCACGAGUAUUCAACGUGAUGGCCUACGGCGCCGUCAACGACGGCACCAGAGACAACAGAAAGGCGUUUGUGGCGGCGUGGAGGGAUGCGUGCGACUACGAAGGGAGAGGUAGGGUCGUGAUUCCCAGAGGCGUCUACGCAUUAGGUUCGGUGAUAUUCGAGGGUUACUGCAGAGGCUCGAUGAGCUUCAUCAUCUACGGAGUUCUCAGAGCUCCCACCGAUCCUCGCUUCUUCCUCACCGACACGUGGAUCGGAUUCCGCUACGUCGACUACCUCACCGUCAAGGGCGGCGGCUACUUGGACGGCCAGGGCCAUGUUGCAUGGGGCUAUAAUAACUGCAAGUCCAACCCUAACUGCAACCCUCUUCCCGCCACAAUGAGGCUUGAUUUCGUGAGAAACUCAUGGAUCCACCAUCUCCGAUCCAUCAACAGCAAGAACACACACUUCAGCAUCUUCGCAUGCCAGAACCUGACCCUCAGCAACGUCAGGCUCGACGCCCCCGCCGACAGCCCCAACACCGACGGAAUCCACAUCGGCUCCUCCGCCAACAUCCGCAUCCUCAACUCCGCCAUCCGCACCGGCGACGACUGCAUCAGCAUGGUCUCGGGCUGCCGCGGCGUCGAGGUCGCCGACGUCCGCUGCGGCCCCGGCCACGGCAUCAGCAUCGGCAGCCUCGGCCGCAGCCACGCCGACGAGCCCGUCUCCGGCAUCUCCGUCCGCAACACCACCUUCGUCGGCACCGACAACGGCGUCCGCAUCAAGACGUGGGCCCCCUCCCUCGCCACCUCCGCCUCCAACAUCACCUUCCAGGACAUCAAGAUGAUGUCCGUCGCCAACCCCAUCCUCAUCGACCAGGACUACUGCCCCAUGCCGCCCUGCUUAGAGGGCGAAUCGGCCGUGCAGAUACAGGACGUGCUGUUCAAGAACAUAUGGGGCACGUCGAACUCCAAAGUCGCCGUGAAGCUGCAGUGCAGCGGCGCUCGGCCGUGCAAGAAUGUGAGGCUCGUCGACAUCGCCUUGCCGUACAGUGGCCGGAGAGGGACUACCAUGGCUCUCUGCGUUAAUGUCUUGGGCACUUCUUUUGGAACUCAAAUCCCUUCUGGAUGUCUAUAGAUUCUAAGGCUGCAUCACAGAAUUUUUUUUUUGCUAUGGACUCCUAACUCCUUUAUGCUUUAAUUUUUUUUGGGAAUUAUCAUGUAAAUUUGGACUGCAUCUAUACAGUAAAGAACCUCCUCUUGAUUAGGGUUUUGU
Salvia miltiorrhiza (redroot sage) is the source of this 2196-nucleotide messenger RNA. Its product is annotated as exopolygalacturonase-like. The record is from RefSeq and is a predicted model, not a curated record. The transcript has 4 exons. Gene Ontology annotation, biological process: carbohydrate metabolic process. Gene Ontology annotation, molecular function: polygalacturonase activity. NCBI's taxonomy places the organism in Eukaryota, Viridiplantae, Streptophyta, Magnoliopsida, Lamiales, Lamiaceae. Bases 862 to 2058 code for a protein of 398 amino acids.